Pygocentrus nattereri (red-bellied piranha) is the source of this 3657-nucleotide messenger RNA. RefSeq names its product matrix-remodelling associated 8a (gene mxra8a). The transcript has 10 exons. Gene Ontology annotation, cellular component: cell surface; membrane. Bases 155 to 1537 code for a protein of 460 amino acids. Gene Ontology annotation, biological process: establishment of glial blood-brain barrier; cell adhesion. NCBI's taxonomy places the organism in Eukaryota, Metazoa, Chordata, Actinopteri, Characiformes, Serrasalmidae. The record is from RefSeq and is a predicted model, not a curated record.
CCACUGUUGCUGCUGCUGCUGUUGUCGCUGGUCGACCAACAGUGAGCGGUCCUGGGAGCCUGCACCAUCUCGUCGUACAGGUAAUCCGAGUCCUGGCGUUCCUGCCGUUCCACACUUUUGGAGCCACUUCUGAAGCCCAAGUGAAGUCUGGAAAAUGUCUGACAUGAGGAAAGCAGGUGUGCGCGUUGUAGUCCAGACGCUGCUCUUUCUUCAGAUUGCUGUGUUUUCUCUCUUCACCACUGUACUAGGCCAGAGUGAUGGCAGUGGUGUGGUGGUAGCCAUGUACAAUAUUAGUGCACCUCAGGGGUCUCAGGCAGUACUGCAGUGUCACAGCCAGCGCAUGGUGUGGACCCAGGACCGGCUGAAGGACCGCCAGCGUGUUGUCCACUGGGAUCUGUUCCGCAGCACUCCACUCUACGCCAUGGAGCGUGUCCUGGACAUGUUUUCUGCAGGAGAUCAGCGUCUCUAUAAUGCGUAUAACCAGGGACGCGUCAGCAUGUCCAAGACCGCUUUCACAGAUGGCAACUUCUCACUAGUUAUCAACAAUGUGACUAUGACUGACAAAGGCAUCUACUCAUGCAACCUUCACCAUCACUACUGCCAUCUCUAUGAAUCAACCAAAGUGCAGCUCAAUGUCACCAAAUCAGCUCGCAAAGUGCGGCGUUUCUGGGAUGGGCAGAAGGCGGUGUAUGUGGUCCUUUUAAACAGUACAGUUGCGUUGCCCUGCGUGAACCGCCGGCCCAUCUGGACAGAGGGCAACAGCCAGGAGGAGCAGCAGCAAGUGGUGCACUGGGACCGCCAGGCACCAGGUGUCCGUCAUGAUCGUGCUGACCGCCUUAUCGACUUGUAUGCUUCAGGAGAGCGGCGCCAUUAUGGGCCACUCUUUAUUCGGCAGAAGAUGAAUAUCUCGGCCACAGCUUUCUCACAAGGAGAUUUCUCACUCAUCAUCUCGGACCUACAACCAGCUGACCAAGGGCUGUACUCCUGCCAUCUACACCACCACUAUUGUGGCCUACAUGAGAGACGCAUCUUUCAGCUGACUGUUGGCCCACCCGUCCCACAGGAGCCUACUGAUGCCCCACCCGUCCCACAGGAGCCUACUGAUGCCCCACAAGCGCUACCCAAUGAAGAUCCCAUCACAAAUGAGGUGGAGGUACCGCCUCGUGUUAUCAACGUCAUCUUGCCGGAGCAGCGAGGUCACUUACUGCACCAGCUGGGCUACAUCCUGGCCACACUUCUCCUGCUGGCCAUCAUUUUGCUGGCCAUCAUCUUCCUCACCCGACAAUGGAAGAGUCGAGGUUUGGAAUAUGAUCCACGCACAGCUGCAAAACCACAACUACCCAUUGUGAAAUACAUGGGACAGGUUUCUAUGAUCAAGGACAUAGAGAGAUGCGUCCCAGAGGAGAAGACGUGCAACCAGGAGGAUACUAAGCUUGACUUUAAAAACAACCUUCUGAAAGAGGCGGAGAUGUCCAAACUUUGCUCUCCUAAAGUUAUUGACUUGGACAGAGAGAUGGAGAAGUUGUCCUGGAAGUGAGAGACAAGCUGGCCCCUGGCUGGUCCAGAGGCAGAUACUGCAGAAGAAUAAGAAGAAAGGAUAAAAAAAGAAUGCGUUGAAGAGAGUAGAGGAGACCACAGAGGAGUUGGUGUAUCUGUCUAUAAGUGUGCUGUUUCAGUCUUUGCUGUUUCAGGUUCGCAUAAACUGCUGUCGUGGGGCUUCACUGCCGGAAGGAGUACAGACUUAUCUUUGGAUCAACGACUCUGUGGUGCUGCAGCAUCAACAGCAGGCUUAAUGUAUUACACAAUGGACCACACACAUUAGUGAUAUACUUUCCAGGGUACUAUUCUAUCUUGCACCUUCAAAAACAAAUGUCAGUGCCUUUGAUGUGCUGUUAAAGCAAAGCCAUUGAUUGCCUUAAACAUUUAUUUCAUGGUCUGCAUGGACUGCGCAAUAUGCCAUAUCUUUGUCUUUAAGAACUCAAACAAAACUAGCAUUUUCCUGUGUGAUAAUGCACAGAUAUAUUAGGGCAAUGCCAUACAGAGCUGCACUUAUUAAUUAAUGAGCUUCAGAUAAAACCUUGAUAAAAAUGCUAAAGCUUGUGCCUUGAGUCAUACUGUAACUUUUUUUUCCAACUAAAGCUCCACAGUAGUUAAGCUUUGUUCUAAUCCAUCUGUUUUUCAUUUUUCAAUGUUUGUUUGAAUAUUUUUUGACAUAUUGCUGUGUAGUUUUGUAGUGUAUUUAAGCUGUUUAUUAAUGGCCUAAUAUGCUUAUUACUGGCAUAAUGAAACAAGUAUUCAAGUUCAAGUGUUCAACUUGAAAUCGUUCUAAAUAGAACCCAGAAUACUUUUACUGUAGAAGUGGGACCUAUUUUUCAGCAUUGGUAAGACGAUAUAAAUUCAAGUAUCCUGUGCUUACUGUAUUUGCAUAUGUUUAAAUACAUUAUUCUGACAUAUAGCCUACAGACUUUCAAAUUGCCUUUCAUGUAGUGUAUGUUGCUUUAUCGACUGGUUAUUUUUGGAUGAUUAAAAGACAUUUAACAAGGCUAAAGCUUAAAGAAUAAACACCUAGACAGUGAUUCUUUGUUCAGCAUUUUUUAGUCUUUUCACUAGUUACCACUUAUCUAACCAUUACUUGUAGAAAGUCUUUUGACCAGAUAGCUUCUCCAUCUCAUCCACAGAAUACUUAUCUUGUCUUGUUUUUUUGCAGACCUUAAUAACCUCUGCCUUCCUGUCACCCUUUGCUGGAGUUAGCCCAUUUGUUUUCCCAACCUUUCUGUUUAAUUGGUGUGUGCUCUUGUUUAUUCUUUGUGGCUACUCUCAUUUCCUGCUUUUUGGUGCUUUCUGUGUAACUGCUCCCCUUGUUACUGUUGGUUUUUGAAUAUUUCACUGGCAGAAGAUGUAUUAGCUUAAAGCUUUGUGGCCAUAGCUGUCAGAAGCUGUGAAGCCAUCUGAAACUGAACGCUUAUGAAACUGCGCUAAAGGCAGCCUGGGACACAUAAAAAAUGCCAAUUAUUCAGCUUCAGUAAUGCUGUUGUAGCUUGUAUUGUAUUUUCGUGUAAUUUCAACCACAUUUUAAUGUCAUUGGAAACUAGAGCUGUGUUCUGACAGAAAAAAAAAUAUGUUUGGGGCUUUUGUAAUGAGAAACGUCAAUGGCCAGUUUGACACCCAGUUAUUCUUAUUUCCUCAGUAACUGUAAUGCAUUGAUUUAAUACUGAGAAAAUAGGAGGAACCAGCUGGAUAGACUGUAAUGCUGCAAUCACACUAUCCAACUCAUUUUUAAAUGGACACUUAAUUGCCAUGUGGCUCCUGGUGUACUGUUUCUUCAAAUGGCAUGAAUUGUUAUGGGUACUGAUGAUGUAAUUUUUCUCUGGUCUGCUCAAACAAGUAAUAAAAGCAAAAUGUCAAAAACAUUGCAUUAAUAAAAGGCUUACCAAUAAUAAUAAUACCAACCUAUUCACACCAGUGGGAAAUUCUACCCAUUGUAUUUCCCCCUUCAUGAUUACAGCAAAACUGUGGCUAUGUUUGUGAUUGCUAGGGUCUUGUGGCUAUUUUGAACAUAAUAUUUUUAUUUAAACACAUUUUCUGAUGAGCUGAUUGUAAUAAAUAGUUAUAUUUGCCCCAGGACAUAGAGGAGGGGCAAAGUGAAUGACACACAAA